UCACUUUACCAGCUAUUUCCAGUCUUCCAUCACCACCACAGCCGUCUGCGCCAGCUAGCCCCGCCGCAGCGUCCCAAUGGAGCUUCCUCCAUGGGUGUCUUUUCUCGGCGUGGUGCUCGCCACCGUGAUGCUUCUCAAGGCCGUCCUCGGCCGUCGCGGCCACCGCGCGUACAACCUGCCGCCGGGGCCCAAGCCGUGGCCGAUCAUCGGCAACCUCGACCUCAUGGGCGCGCUCCCGCACCGCUCCAUCCAUGAGCUUUCCAGGAAGUACGGCCCACUGAUGCAGCUCCAGUUCGGAUCGUUCCCCGUGGUCGUCGGCUCGUCCGUGGACAUGGCCAAGUUCUUCCUCAAGACCCACGACGUGGUGUUCACGGACCGGCCCAAGACGGCCGCCGGCAAGUACACCACCUACAACUACCGCGACAUCACCUGGUCCCCCUACGGCGCCUACUGGCGGCAGGCGCGCAAGAUGUGCCUCACGGAGCUCUUCAGCGCCAAGCGUCUCGAGUCGUACGAGUACAUCCGCGCCGCCGAGGUGCGCGCGCUGCUGCGCAACCUGCACGCGGCGUCCGGUUCCGGCCGCGCCGUCAUGCUCAAGGACUACCUGUCCACGGUGAGCCUGAACGUGAUCACGCGCAUGGUGCUCGGCAAGAAGUACCUGGACAAGGAGGUGGUGGCCGGCCGGUCUUCCGUGACCACUCCCGAGGAGUUCAAGUGGAUGCUCGACGAGCUGUUCCUGCUCAACGGCGUGCUCAACAUCGGUGACUCCAUCCCGUGGCUCGACUGGAUGGACCUGCAGGGGUACAUCAAGAGGAUGAAGAAGCUCAGCAAGAUGUUCGACCGGUUCCUGGAGCACGUAGUGGAGGAGCACAACCAGCGGCGGCUGCGCGAGGGCAAGAGCUUCCUCGCCAAGGACAUGGUCGACGUGCUGCUGCAGAUCGCCGACGACCCGACCCUGGAGGUCGAGCUCGACAGGGAAAGCGUCAAGGCUUUUACUCAGGACCUCAUCGCCGGCGGCACGGAGAGCUCGGCAGUCACAGUGGAGUGGGCCAUCUCGGAGCUCCUGAAGAAGCCCGAGGUCAUCGCCAAGGCCACGGAGGAGCUGGACCACGUCAUCGGCCGCGGCCGCUGGGUCACCGAGAAGGACAUCCCCCAGCUCCCAUACGUCGACGCCAUCGUCAAGGAGACCAUGCGGCUGCACCCGGUGGCGCCGUUGCUGGUGCCCCGCCUGUCCCGCGAGGACGCCACCGUGGCCGGCUACGACAUCCCCGCCGGCACGCGCGUGCUCGUCAGCGUGUGGUCCAUCGGCCGGGACCCGGCACUGUGGGACGCGCCGGAGGAGUUCAUGCCGGAGCGCUUCCUCGGCAGCAAGCUCGACGUGAAGGGGCAGGACUACGAGCUGCUGCCGUUCGGAUCCGGCCGGCGGAUGUGCCCCGGGUACAGCCUCGGGCUGAAGGUCAUCCAGGUGAGCCUCGCCAACCUGCUGCACGGCUUCGCGUGGAGCCUCCCCGACGGCGUGACCAAGGAAGAGCUGAGCAUGGAGGAGAUCUUCGGGCUGUCCACGCCGCGCAAGUUCCCGCUAGAGGCCGUCGUCGAGCCCAAGCUGCCGGCACAUCUCUACUCCGCCGAGGCUUGAUAGAUGCGUGCGUGGUUUGUUCAGUAUAGGUGCUGUCCAGUGUCCACUUUGCUGCUCCCGCUGUUGCUGUAGUUUUACGCUGUAAUGUUUUUCUCCAAUUAGGCUUGCGUCGUGUGUGGCCUCGUGGCCAUAGUGUGGAAUAAUGUUGUAACUCAGUUAUACCCUUACUUUUAUAUACACAACACAGAAAAAUACUCCUAAUUAUCACAGGUUGAGUA
Messenger RNA from Panicum hallii, 1854 nucleotides. RefSeq names its product cytochrome P450 71A1-like. The transcript has 2 exons. Gene Ontology annotation, molecular function: oxidoreductase activity, acting on paired donors, with incorporation or reduction of molecular oxygen; iron ion binding; heme binding. Bases 77 to 1636 code for a protein of 519 amino acids. The record is from RefSeq and is a predicted model, not a curated record. NCBI's taxonomy places the organism in Eukaryota, Viridiplantae, Streptophyta, Magnoliopsida, Poales, Poaceae.